Molecule: messenger RNA, 4575 nt
Organism: Elephantulus edwardii (Cape elephant shrew)
Lineage: Eukaryota; Metazoa; Chordata; Mammalia; Macroscelidea; Macroscelididae
Gene: IQGAP1
Product: IQ motif containing GTPase activating protein 1
Exons: 35
Biological process (GO): regulation of GTPase activity; regulation of actin cytoskeleton organization
Cellular component (GO): cytoplasm; nucleus
Molecular function (GO): GTPase activator activity; actin filament binding; calmodulin binding
Source: RefSeq, a predicted model, not a curated record
UUGCCUCCGACUCCGAGGUCUCACCGCUUCCUUACCAGAGACCGGGUCUUGGCCGCCAUGUCCGCCGCGGACGAAGUUGACGGACUGGGCGUGGCCCGGCCACACUAUGGAUCUGUCCUGGAUAAUGAAAGACUUACUGCAGAGGAGAUGGAUGAAAGGAGACGUCAGAAUGUGGCUUAUGAAUACCUUUGUCAUUUGGAAGAAGCAAAGAGGUGGAUGGAAGCAUGCCUAGGAGAAGAGCUACCUGCCACCACAGAACUGGAGGAAGGACUUAGAAAUGGUGUUUACCUUGCCAAAUUAGGAAAUUUCUUCUCUCCCAAAGUGGUGUCCCUGAAAAAGAUCUAUGACCGAGAACAGACUAGAUACAAGGCAACUGGUCUCCACUUUAGACACACUGACAAUGUGAUUCAGUGGCUGAAUGCUAUGGGUGAGAUUGGAUUGCCUAAGAUCUUUUAUCCAGAAACUACAGAUAUUUAUGAUCGAAAGAACAUGCCAAGAUGUAUCUACUGUAUCCAUGCACUCAGUUUGUACCUGUUCAAACUGGGCCUGGCUCCUCAGAUUCAAGAUCUGUAUGGAAAGGUUGACUUCACAGAAGAAGAAAUUAACAACAUGAAGAUUGAGCUGGAAAAAUAUGGAAUCCAGAUGCCUGCCUUCAGCAAGAUUGGGGGUAUCCUGGCUAAUGAACUGUCAGUGGAUGAAGCUGCAUUACAUGCUGCAGUUAUUGCUAUUAAUGAAGCUAUUGACCAUAGAAUCCCAGCUGACACCUUCAUAGCUUUGAAGAACCCCAAUGCCAUGCUUGUCAAUCUUGAAGAACCCUUGGCUUCCACUUACCAGGAUGUACUUUACCAGGCCAAGCAGAACAAAAUGGCAAAUGCUAAAAACAAGACAGAGAACUCUGAGAGAGAAAGAGACAUUUAUGAAGAGCUGCUCACUCAAGCUGAAAUUCAAGGGAACAUAAACAAGGUCAAUGCGUAUUCUGCGUUGUCAAAUAUUGACCUGGCUUUAGAACAGGGGGUUGCGCUGGCACUCUUCAAGGCUCUGCAGUCCCCUGCGCUGGGACUUCAAGGUCUGCAGCAACAGAACAGUGACUGGUACCUAAAGCAGCUCCUGAGUGAUAGACAACAGAGGAGACAGAGUGGUCAAGUGGGGCCCCUGCAGAAGGAGGAGCUACAGUCUGGAGUGGAUGCUGCAAACAGUGCUGCCCAGCAAUAUCAGAGAAGAUUGGCUGCAGUGGCUGCAAUUAAUGCGGCAAUCCAAAAGGGAGUUGCUGAGAAGACGGUGUUGGAGCUGAUGAAUCCUGAAGCCCAGCUGCCCCAGGUGUAUCCGUUUGCUGCCGAUCUUUAUCAGAAAGAACUGGCUACCCUGCAGCAGCAGAGUCCUGAACACAGCCUCACCCAUCCUGAGCUCUCGGUUGCUGUGGAGAUGCUGUCAUCAGUGGCCCUGAUCAACAGGGCCUUGGAAUCAGGAGACAUGAACACAGUGUGGAAGCAGCUGAGCAGCUCAGUCACAGGCCUUACCAACAUCGAGGAGGAAAACUCGCAGAGGUAUCUGGAUGAUUUGAUGAAACUGAAAGCCCAGGCGCAUGCAGAGAACAAUGACUUUAUUACAUGGAACGACAUCCAGGCUUGUGUGGAUCACGUGAAUCUGGUGGUUCAGGAGGAACAUGAGAGGAUUUUAGCCAUUGGUUUAAUUAAUGAAGCCCUGGACGAAGGUGAUGCCCAGAAGACCCUGCGGGCCUUGCAGAUUCCUGCAGCCAAGCUCGAGGGAGUCCAUGCAGAAGUGGCCCAGCAUUACCAAGACACACUGAUCAGAGCCAAGAGGGAAAAAGCCCAGGAGACCCAGGAUGAGUCGGCUGUGCUGUGGUUGGAUGAAAUUCAGGGUGGAAUCUGGCAAUCCAACAAAGAUACCCAGGAAGCACAUAAGUUUGCCUUGGGCGUCUUUGCAAUUAAUGAAGCAGUGGACAAUGGUGAUGUUGGCAAAACAUUGAGUGCCCUCCGUUCCCCUGAUGUUGGGUUGUAUGGUGUCAUUCCUGAAUGUGGUGAAACUUACCAGAGUGACCUUGCUGAAGCCAAGAAGAAAAAACUGGCAGCAGGAGAUAAUAACAGCAAGUGGGUGAAGCACUGGGUGAAAGGUGGCUAUCACUAUUACCAUAAUCUGGAGACCCAGGAAGGAGGAUGGGAAGAACCUGCGGGCUUUGUGCAGAAUUCCAUGCAUCUUUCUCGAGAGGAGAUCCAGAGCUCCAUCUCGGGGGUGACAGCUGCAUAUAACCGGGAACAGCUCUGGCUGGCCAAUGAAGGUCUGAUCACGAAGCUGCAGGCUUGCUGCCGUGGAUACUUAGUUCGACGGGAAUUUCGAUCCAGGAUGAAUUUCCUGAGGAAACAAAUCCCUGCCAUCACCUGCAUCCAGUCGCAGUGGAGGGGCUACAAGCAGAAGAAGGCCUAUCAAGAUCGCUUAGCUUACCUGCGCUCCCAUAAAGAUGAGGUUAUAAAGAUUCAAUCACUGGCGAGGAUGUAUCAAGCUAGAAAGCGCUACAGAGACCGUCUGCAGUAUUUCCGAGACCAUAUCAAUGACAUUAUCAAAAUCCAGGCUUUUAUUCGUGCAAACAAAGCUCGCGACGACUACAAGACUCUGAUCAAUGCCGAGGACCCCCCUAUGAUUGUAGUCCGAAAAUUUGUCCAUCUGCUGGAUCAAAGUGACCAGGAUUUUCAAGAGGAACUUGACCUUAUGAAGAUGCGGGAAGAGGUUAUCACCCUGAUUCGUUCUAACCAGCAGUUGGAGAAUGACCUCAAUCUCAUGGAUAUCAAAAUCGGGCUCCUAGUGAAAAAUAAGAUUACGCUGCAGGAUGUGGUCUCCCACAGUAAAAAGCUUACCAAAAAAAAUAAGGAGCAGUUGUCUGACAUGAUGAUGCUAAAUAAACAGAAGGGAGGUCUCAAGGCUCUGAGCAAAGAGAAGAGAGAGAAAUUGGAAGCUUAUCAGCACCUAUUUUAUUUACUGCAGACCAAUCCCACCUAUCUGGCCAAGCUGAUUUUUCAGAUGCCUCAGAACAAGUCAACCAAGUUCAUGGACUCUGUAAUCUUUACACUCUACAACUAUGCUUCCAACCAGCGAGAGGAGUACCUGCUCCUUCGGCUCUUUAAGACCGCCCUCCAGGAGGAAAUCAAGUCAAAAGUAGAUCAGAUUCAAGAAAUUGUGACAGGAAAUCCUACAGUUAUUAAGAUGGUUGUAAGCUUCAACCGUGGUGCCCGGGGACAGAAUGCCCUGAGGCAGAUCCUGGCCCCAGUAGUGAAGGAGAUCAUGGAUGACAAGUCUCUCAACAUAAAAACUGACCCCGUGGACAUUUAUAAAUCUUGGGUUAAUCAGAUGGAAUCUCAGACAGGAGAAGCCAGCAAACUUCCCUAUGAUGUAACUCCUGAGCAAGCGCUGGCUCAUGAUGAGGUCAGGACGCGGCUGGACAACUCCAUCAGGAACAUGCGGGCUGUGACAGACAAGUUCCUGUCCGCCAUCAUCAGCUCAGUAGACAAAAUCUUAGAUCACCAGGAUGCCAUUGCUCCAGAGCACAAUGACCCCAUCCACGAGCUGCUGGACGACCUGGGCGAGGUGCCCACCAUCGAGUCUUUGAUCGGGGAAGGUGCUGGCAAUGUAAAUGACCCAAAUAAGGAGGCCCUAGCCAAAACGGAAGUCUCUCUCACAUUAACCAACAAGUUUGAUGUGCCCGGAGAUGAGAAUGCAGAAAUGGAUGCUCGGACCAUCUUGCUGAACACAAAACGUUUAAUUGUGGAUGUCAUCCGGUUCCAGCCAGGAGAGACCUUAACGGAAAUCUUGGAAACACCAGCCACCAGCGAACAGGAAGCUGAUCAUCAGAGGGCCAUGCAGAGACGUGCUAUUCGGGAUGCCAAAACUCCUGACAAGAUGAAAAAGUCAAAAUCUGUAAAAGAAGACAGCAACCUCACUCUUCAGGAGAAGAAGGAGAAGAUCCAGUCAGGCUUAAAGAAGCUCACCGAGCUGGGAACUGUGGACCCGAAGAACAAAUACCAGGAACUGAUCAAUGACAUCGCCAGGGAUAUUCGGAAUCAGCGGAGAUACCGACAGAGGAGAAAGGCUGAGCUGGUGAAACUGCAGCAAACUUAUGCCGCCCUGAACUCUAAGGCUACCUUCUAUGGGGAGCAGGUGGAUUACUACAAAAGCUACAUCAAAACCUGCUUGGAUAACUUAGCCAGCAAGGGCAUGGUCUCAAAAAAACCUGGGGAAAUGAAAGGAAAGAAAAGCAAAAAGAUUUCCCUGAAAUAUACAGCGGCAAGACUCCAUGAAAAAGGAGUGCUUCUGGAAAUUGAAGACCUGCAAGCAAAUCAGUGAUUUAAAAAUGUUAUCUUUGAAAUCAAUCCAACAGAAGAAGUUGGAGACUUUGAAGUAAAAGCCAAAUUCAUGGGAGUUCAAAUGGAGACUUUUAUGUUACAUUAUCAGGACCUGCUACAGCUACAGUAUGAAGGCGUUGCAGUCAUGAAGUUAUUUGACAGAGCUAAAGUAAAUGUCAACCUCCUGAUCUUUCUUCUCAACAAAAAGUUCUACGGGAAGUAA